GCAACACCGAGCGGAGAUAACACCCGAGCAUCACGUCAGCGCGCAGGAGGAGCAACUCAAAGCAGGAAACCGCAUCACUUAUCUCGCUGUCUUUUAAAACCUGGUCAGUCAUUUUUGUUUCUUCUGUUUUUUCCUUCCCAUCGAUUCUCAUAACUGGUACCAACAUGCCUGUUAUUAGGAAUCUCACCAAGGUAGCCAAGCAAGCCCUGCUGAGCACCCCGGGGUGCAGCUGCCAGCCCCUGACGGUGGCUGUGCGUACCAUCAGCUUCUCUCCCCGGCAGGUUACAUCGGAUGCAAGCUUCCACUCUGUGUCUUUUUCAGAAACAGAUCACCCCAAGGUGCUAAUCACAGGUGGCCUUGGGCAACUUGGAGUCGGGCUGGCCAAACUUCUGAGGAAGAGAUUUGGCAAGAACAAUGUCAUUCUGUCUGACAUCAGGAAACCUCCCAAUAAUGUGUUUCACAGCGGUCCCUUUAUCUACUCAGACAUCCUAGACUACAAGAACUUAAGAGAAAUUGUGGUGAACAACCGCAUCACUUGGCUGGUUCACUACAGCGCCCUCCUCAGUGCAGUCGGAGAGGCUAACGUGGCCUUGGCACGCUCUGUGAAUAUCACUGGGCUUCACAAUAUCCUGGACAUUGCUGCAGAGCAUGGCUUGCGGCUGUUUGUCCCAAGCACCAUCGGAGCUUUUGGUCCCUCUUCGCCCCGUAACCCAACGCCAGAUCUGUGUGUGCAGAGACCUCGCACUAUCUAUGGGGUGUCUAAAGUUCAUGCAGAGUUAAUGGGAGAGUAUUACCAUCACCGCUAUGGCCUGGACUUCCGGUGUCUCCGUUACCCAGGAAUCAUCUCUGCAGACUCCAUGCCAGGAGGUGGCACAACAGACUAUGCAGUUCAGAUUUUUCAUGAUGCAAUCAAGACUGGCAAGUUUGAGUGCAACUUGAGGCCUGACUCGCGGCUACCCAUGAUGUACAUCGACGACUGCCUACGCGCCACCCUGGAGGUGUUGGAGGCACCUGCUGACUCUUUGAGCAUGAGGACAUACAAUAUCAACGCCAUGAGUUUCACACCUGAGGAACUGGCCCAGGAGCUCAGGAAGCAGAUGCCGGAGCUGGAGGUCACAUACAACAUCGACCCAGUGCGACAGGCAAUUGCUGAUAGCUGGCCCAUGGACUUUGAUGACUCCAACGCACGGAAGGACUGGGGAUGGAAACACGACUACGAUCUCCCAGAGCUGGUCCAGACAAUGCUUAACUACUUAGGAGUGGAAACGUGCAUGGCUCAUGCCAAUUGAGAUGCCCCAUUAAAGUAUAUAUAUUUUUGUAUAUAAUGUAAAAUAUUUACCCAAGAGAAUAGAGAAACUUUGUCUGUACAUAAUUGUUCUCUCAAUUCUCUGAGCAAAAAACAGAAGCAAAGGGCUGUGCUUGUCUUCUACAUGGUUACCAUCUCUACAGAAUGUAAAGGUGCAGUACAAGAGAAAGAUAACUUUCUGUUGAACAUCUUGUUUGCUCGCCUUUCCCUUUUACUUCUUGAACAUUUGGGUUACAAGUGAAAGGGUGGAGAGUCUGUCAGGUUGAACCGCUUGAUCAGUAGAAAUCAAUUACUAGGAGAUUGACCUGCAUCUGGAGGGAGUUGCACAUCAUUUUUGCAACAUUUUCUUAUAAUGAUUUUCAAAAAUGCUGAUUGUACUAUUUUUUUUUUUUCCUGGAUCAGGGUUUUUGUUUUUCAGGAAUUAAAAUUAGGAAUCCAAGUUGUAUUUUUGAUUGUACUGUAUGUGAGGUGACUGAAGGUAAAGAUCCGGGGAAAUGAUUAUCUGAUACUACUCCGUAAUUAGUGUAUUUUUCAUAUUCUGUUAUUUAUUCUUUCCCCGUUAAAUGUUUGGAAGCUCUAUUGCCCCAAAUCAUUUGAUGCUCUGUUAUGUGUUUCUCUUCAGUUUUUGUUAUUUAAUGUUUUUUUUCACCAGCGCUUACAUUAUUUUGACAAAAAAAGAAAAAAAAAAGAAAAUGGUUAAUGUGACUCCACAUGGCACAUUCAUGCUUGGGAAUAAUUAGGUAGUGUCUGCAAAAGAGAUUACUUAUUUCUGUGUGUAUGUGAGAAAUUCUGUCAGUUCUUUCAGCCAGGAAAGAAAUUUCACAAUAAAUAUUUUCCAUAUA
Molecule: messenger RNA, 2148 nt
Organism: Gambusia affinis (western mosquitofish)
Lineage: Eukaryota; Metazoa; Chordata; Actinopteri; Cyprinodontiformes; Poeciliidae
Gene: tdh
Product: L-threonine dehydrogenase
Exons: 9
Coding region: 165-1289 (374 amino acids)
Biological process (GO): L-threonine catabolic process
Molecular function (GO): L-threonine 3-dehydrogenase activity
Source: RefSeq, a predicted model, not a curated record